Messenger RNA from Microcebus murinus (gray mouse lemur), 3423 nucleotides. RefSeq names its product transmembrane protein 268 (gene TMEM268). The record is from RefSeq and is a predicted model, not a curated record. Lineage: Eukaryota; Metazoa; Chordata; Mammalia; Primates; Cheirogaleidae.
GCGGCGGCGGGCGGUGAGUCGCGGCCCGGGCGCGCGCCGUGUGCCCGCGAUCCCAGGUGGUUUCAGACGCAAGCUCAGAGACAGCCAGGCCAGAGUCCAGAGGUGCAAGGGCAUGGAAAUCAUGGGCUUGGACCUUGGAGCCAGAUGGCCUGGGUUCAUCUCCUGGCUCCACAGCUGAUAGGCGCCCAGCCUUGGUGUCUUAUGGGAAGCUAUCUGAGAUCCUUUGUGUCAACAAGGCUCCCUGUAGUGACUCUUUCUCUCGGCAAGUGAAGCUGAGGCGGCCGCUGCAGAAUGAACCACAGCCCUGAGAAGGGGAAGUAGAAGCUCAGCUCACUGUCUGCCAUGGCCUGUGAACCGCAGGUGCACCCAGGGGUGGCUGGCCCCUUGCCCACCUCCUCCUCCGGCUGGGGCACCCUGCCUGCAGCGAGCCCGAGCCCUCCUGGCUGGGGGCAAGAGCUCCACAAUGGCCAGGUCCUCACAGUUCUCCGGAUCGACAAUACCUGUGCACCCAUCUCCUUCGAUCUGGGAGUUGCGGAAGAGCAGCUGCAGACCUGGGGCAUUCAGGUCCCGGCCGACCAGUACAGGAGCUUGGCCGAGAGUGCCCUCUUGGAGCCCCAAGUGAGAAGAUACAUCAUCUACAACUCGAGGCCCAUGCGGCUGGCCUUUGCUGUGGUGUUCUACGUGGUGGUGUGGGCCAACAUCUACUCCACCAGCCAGAUGUUUGCCCUGGGGAACCACUGGGCGGGCGUGCUGCUCGUGACCCUGGCCGCGGUGAGCCUGACCCUGAUGCUCCUGCUUGUGUUCGAGAGACACCAGAGGAAGGCCAACACCAACACGGACCUGAGGCUGGCGGCUGCCAACGGAGCCCUCCUGAGACACCGGGUGCUGCUGGGGGUGACGGACACGGUGGAAGGAUGCCAGAGCGUGAUCCAGCUCUGGUUUGUCUACUUCGACCUGGAGAACUGUGUGCAGUUUUUGUCUGACCAUGUUCAAGAAAUGAAGACUAACCAAGAGUCCUUGCUGAGAAGCAGAUUGAGCCAGUUGUGUGUUGUCAUGGAGACAGGAGUGAGCCCCGUGACAGCGGAGGGGCCUGAGAACUUGGAGGAUGCUCCUCUCCUGCCCAGCAGUCCUUGUCCCCAAGAGACACCACUGAUGCAGACUGAGCUUCACCAGCUUGUUCCUGAGGCCGAGCCGGAGGAAAUGGCCCGGCAGCUGCUGGCAGUGUUUGGCGGCUACUACAUCCGGCUCCUGGUGACCUCCCAGCUCCCCCAGGAGGGGAGAACACGACACACUGACUCUCCGAGGGUUCCAUGCCCCUGCCAGCUCAUAGAAGCCCACAUCCUGGCCACAGGGUGCUGCCCGUUCCUGGCCAGGUGACCUAGGGACCAAGGUACUCAUCUUCCUCUGAGACCGAGAGGUGGGGGGAGGCUUCAGGAGCCUGACACGGCCGGUGGCGAGCCCCCGGUGAGAGCAGCGUCUGGGGCAUUGCAAAGGGGGUCAGUCACGCCAGCAACAGGGGUGCCGUGCUCACUGUGGGACGCUGCACAAAACGGCUGCGCCCUGGCCUUUGCAGAAGCUGAUGGUCGCUGAGCUGGUCCCAGCCCAAGCUACCCUGUGCUGCUCAGAACUGGGGACAUGGACAGAAGGGCCCGUCUCCCAUCCCUUCCAGUGUCCGGAAAGCCCAGGAGAUACGAAGAUGGCAACUGGGGAAACCAAUGCAUCCGGAACUUGGUCUCAGAUGAUGCUUCUGUCCCCAACCCCUUAUGUCAGUUGGAGAAACUGAGGCCCAGAGAGGAUGCUGCCCUUUUGUGGCAUUGCCUGGGCGGAUGUCUAAAAUUGUAAGACUUCCUCUUUCCAAUCUGAGGAAGAUAAGUCGGUUUCAGAAUUCUCUCCAUUUUUAUGUUUUCCUCCCCCAUAUUUUAAGAAAAACGGUGGCACCUGGCACACAGGCCACAGAAGACAGGAGGCAGAAGAAAGAGACAAAGGCAGCUAACUGUUAAUGUGAAUAUUUGGAAGAGGCUGACCCUGUUUGACAUGAGGAUUUAUUUUGCUCAAACACGUGCAUGCUUAUGCUCGUGGUUAUGCUGAGGAUGGCUAACCACACUCGUGUUUUCUGACGCUAAUGUUGUCCUGGCAGGAAGUGUGAUCAGUCACUUGUGGAAUUCUGUGAUGAGCCCCGAGGCCCUUGAACGAGUCCGAAGACCCGUUGUUCCACAGGCCUAAGUCCCAAAGCCCCGACCUGGCUUUGGAAGGCUCCCCAGCCCCCGAGACCCACCUUCACCUACAGUUUUGGCUUCAUCUCCCACAUAGCCGCUUUAUAAGUUGAAACACCUUCCUGGUCUGACAUACCUAUUCCUUUCUAUCUGUUGGACUCCUAUUUAUGCCUUAAAGCCCAGCUUUCCUUACCCCUCCUCAGGAAGCCUUCCAGCAUGGCCAGCCCUGCUGCUCUCUGACUCUUGAUACAGCUGCCACCUAUACUGACGUUCUGUGUUACUGAUUCUAUUUUCCUGUGUACAUGCUAGUUUUUCUAGCUAGACUGUAAACUCCUCAAGGAUAGAGACUGUACCUUAUACUUUUUGUGCAUGACCUGAGCCUGCCAAGGAAAAAAAAAAAUCCUGUGGAUUAUUUUGCCAUCUCCAUGGCACCUUUUGCAAAUUGUUCUCCAAACUCAGUUGAAUGAUAACAUUGGGAUGGACCCGGGUUUUGGAUGGACCUGAUCUGCCACUUCUAGCUGUGCAGCUUUUGACAAGUUACUUUCUUUGUCUGGUCCUCAAUUUGCCCAUCUAUAUAAUGAGUGCAUAAUGGAUGAUUCUUAAGGGCCCUUCCAGGAGCAAAGUUCUGGGAAUUUCCAAUUUAUUCUACACCCUCCUAGCUCUUGGCCUCUGUCUGUCUGUUAUGCCUUUAUCUACAUGCAGAAAGGUCCUACAGCCCCAAGGUGGCUAAGGUGUCCCAGGCCUGGUGUGCCCUUGGACAGAACACUGGCCUAGCUAGCAGGAGACUGGAUUCUUGUCCCCAGUCUGCUGCUUGCUAGCUGUGUGACCUUGGCUAAGUCACUUAACCUCUCUUAGUGUCACUUCACUCCUUUAUGAAAUGGAUCUGGUGAACAUGAAUGUAAUAAUGCGAGUGACUCACCAUGUAAGAGACCGGUCUGAGUACGCACUUUCUCUGCGCCAGAGAAGAGAGAUAGUGUGUAGACCAGCCCCCCAGAAGUGGCUGUUGUAGGCUUCUAUCUUUAGUCAGGGUUGAAGGCAGCUUUACUCAACGAAAUUAUUCACCAAGGUGAUUGAUCGCUGUCUUUCUGACCUGACACAGAGGAAAUACUGGCUGUGAAUGUGACCAAUAGAAACCUGUAUUUAUCAUCCCAUCAUCAAACUGUGGUAUGUAUAAUAACAGAGAAUAAAAACGUAUUUGUUAAAUGACAGA